Molecule: messenger RNA, 522 nt
Organism: Leishmania mexicana MHOM/GT/2001/U1103
Lineage: Eukaryota; Euglenozoa; Kinetoplastea; Trypanosomatida; Trypanosomatidae
Exons: 1
Coding region: 1-522 (173 amino acids)
Biological process (GO): microtubule-based process
Cellular component (GO): dynein complex
Molecular function (GO): dynein intermediate chain binding; dynein light intermediate chain binding
Source: RefSeq, a predicted model, not a curated record
AUGGCCAACAUCGACACCCACGAUGGCGUUGCACUCGACAAAACGUUGCGACCGAAUCAACAGCGCAGCAAUGCCGAAGGGGACGGCAGCCACAGCUCGGUGCUCUCUGACAUGCACCUUUCUGACGGCUUUCCUCAGGGCGAUGCAGAGGGGGAGGAUGAGAUGGACAUCCGCGCCUCGCAGGUGCACAUGGAGACACUCUACGUCGACUUGCCGGCGAAGCAGCUGGAGGUCAUCAUGCAUAGUGCCCUUCGGGCCUACAACACACACGUUUUCAUCCCGACGCGCACCACCUGGCGUAAGGAGGAAGGCGCGCGCCGAGAGCUAGAGCGGGACGUUGAGCGAACGGCACUGAGCCGCAUUGCGGAAUACAUCAAGAACGAGAUCACCACUAAGCUAGGUGGUUGCUGGCACGUCAUCUACGGCCACGAUUUCGCCACUUUUGUGACGCACAAACGCUUAUGCUUUUGCCACUUUCAAAUAGAGGGUGCGGACGUGGUUGUGUGGCGUCAUGGAGGGUAG